Molecule: messenger RNA, 1146 nt
Organism: Fusarium subglutinans
Lineage: Eukaryota; Fungi; Ascomycota; Sordariomycetes; Hypocreales; Nectriaceae
Product: isocitrate dehydrogenase (NAD)
Exons: 5
Coding region: 1-1146 (381 amino acids)
Biological process (GO): tricarboxylic acid cycle; isocitrate metabolic process
Cellular component (GO): mitochondrion
Molecular function (GO): magnesium ion binding; isocitrate dehydrogenase (NAD+) activity; NAD binding
Source: RefSeq, a predicted model, not a curated record
AUGCUGGCCAUUCGAGCUCUCCGAACUCCCGCCUCCAGGCAAGCCCUGCGCGCUGCUACUCCCCGCGCCGCCAUCUUCUACAACCGAUGCUACUCAACCUCUGGCGAACGAGUCGCCAAGUACAACGGUACCAAGGAUGCUAAUGGCAACUUCCUGGUCAGCCUGAUCGAGGGUGACGGUAUUGGCCCCGAGAUCUCUCAGUCCGUCAAGGACAUCUUCGCCGCCGCCAAGACCCCCAUUGCUUGGGAGCCUGUCGACGUUACCCCCAUUAUCAAGGACGGCAAGACUGCCAUCCCCGAUGCUGCCAUUGAGAACAUUCAGAAGAACAAGAUCGCCCUCAAGGGUCCCCUCGCUACCCCUGUUGGCAAGGGACAUGUCUCUCUGAACCUUACUCUCCGACGAACAUUUAACCUCUUCGCUAAUUUGCGACCCUGCCGAUCCGUCGCUGGCUACGAGACCCCUUAUGACAAUGUCGACACCGUCCUGAUCCGAGAGAACACUGAGGGUGAAUACUCUGGUAUUGAGCAUGUUGUCGUCGAUGGCGUCGUUCAGAGCAUCAAGCUUAUUACCCGUGAGGCUUCCGAGCGUGUCCUGCGAUUCGCCUUCCAGCACGCCGAGUCCAUUGGCCGCAAGAAGGUCCGCGUUGUCCACAAGGCUACCAUCAUGAAGCUCUCAGAUGGUCUCUUCCUUAAGGUUGCUCAGGAGGUUGCUAAGGACUUCCCCGGUAUUGAAUUCGACGCUGAGCUCCUCGACAACAGCUGCCUCAAGAUGGUCACUGACCCCACUCCUUACAACGACAAGGUCCUUGUCAUGCCUAACCUCUACGGUGACAUUCUGUCCGAUAUGUGUGCCGGUCUCAUCGGUGGUCUUGGUCUUACCCCUUCCGGAAACAUUGGUGAUGAGUGCUCCAUCUUCGAGGCUGUCCACGGUUCCGCUCCCGAUAUUGCUGGCAAGAACCUUGCCAACCCUACUGCCCUCCUCCUCAGUUCCAUCAUGAUGCUGCGACACAUGGGUCUCACCGAGCACGCUUCCCGCAUUGAAACCGCUAUCUUCGAUACUCUUGCCGAAGGCAAGGCUCUCACUGGUGACCUUGGCGGCAAGGCCAAGACCAAUGAAUACGCCGCUGCCAUCAUUUCCAGGCUGUAA